This is a messenger RNA of Drosophila santomea, 1311 nucleotides long. Its product is annotated as probable G-protein coupled receptor Mth-like 12. Gene Ontology annotation, cellular component: membrane. Lineage: Eukaryota; Metazoa; Arthropoda; Insecta; Diptera; Drosophilidae. The record is from RefSeq and is a predicted model, not a curated record. The transcript has 6 exons. Gene Ontology annotation, molecular function: G protein-coupled receptor activity. Bases 1 to 1311 code for a protein of 436 amino acids. Gene Ontology annotation, biological process: cell surface receptor signaling pathway; G protein-coupled receptor signaling pathway.
AUGAAACUUAAAUUGCUUGGGACAUUUCUUGUAUUAAGCUUGGCAAAAUUCGGAACGGUUUAUACAGACUCUAAUUAUACCGAAGCGAAAUCAUGUGUAAAAUGUGAUAACAAUUGUAACGAUGACGACGAUCUCUCGCUCUGCAUUCGGAUUUGUUGCCCUCGUAAAAAUACUUUGGCCAAUGGCGGCUGUAAUUUUGAGGAGCAACUUUUCCGAACAAAACUUAAUUUAAGCAUAAAACUCGAUGACAAUUCAACAGAGGCCCUAUAUUUCAACAACCAAACCCUGCUUACAACGCCGUUUUGGGAUAUAGAUGAAAUGAUCGGUCUGAGCAGAGAUGAGUACACGUUGUACAAGAACGGAACCAUAUAUAUUCACUCCGACAAGAGGCUCAAGACCAAAGAGGAAUACUGUUUCUAUCCCCAUCAGAUUUAUUCGGACUUCCCAGAAACCAUAUGGAUUGUUUUACACGAGUGGUCAUCGAUAGUGAUACCAGGAGCUUACGUGCUCACAUCAGCUUCGCUUAUAUGCUAUAUCAUCACGAUCGGCAUUUAUCUUUUCGUAAAAGAACUACGAAAUGUCUUUGGAAUGUGCAUAAUUAGUUGCAUAUUCAGCAUAUUUAAUAUGUACCUUAUUUGGCUUAUAGAUAAAUUAAGAUGGAUUGAUGACAUUUGCUCACUGGCAGGUUAUAUUUGGUACUUUUUUGAUGUUGCCGCUUUUGUUUGGUUCUCCGUAACUAGCUUUUGUUUAUGGAAGAAAAUCACAUCGGUCAAGCGCCAAGAACAUCGCCAUCAGUUUCUGUUUUGCAGUAUCUUUGUCUGGGGCAUAUCUGCUAUCCCAGGCGGUAUCAUCUUAAUAAUAAAUCAACUUUGGGAAGAGGAUCUCCAGAAAUGGAACUGGUUGCCCUUAGUAGGCUUCAGUAGAUGCACGGUGGAGGUUUAUAGGUGGUCUUCGUGGACUUAUUAUCGGGGACCUUUUAUCAUCCUUAGUGCGAUUAAUAUUAUUAUGUUUGUUCUGACUAUCAAACACAUUACAAAAACGAAAAGAGAAAUCAAUAACUUAACAAAACGACAAAAUGGGACCACACGUUGCCUUACCGUCGAUUUUCAAAAGGCCAUAUCGAAUCUGCGGAUCUUCGCCAUUAUGGGCGGAUCUUGGAUACUGUUCCUUGUUUCAAUGCAACAAUUUAAUAAAAACGUAUGGAAAAUUGUCGUCGUACUAAUUCAAUGGUUCCAUUUUGGUUUUGGUAUCGUCAUAUGUGUGUUGCUUAUUUUUAAGCGCAGCACCUAUCGCCUGCUCUUUAAUAAGUAA